ACUUGACCGCUUCAUUCAGGAUUUUCUGGAAAAUCUUUUUUCUCUUUUGCGUUUCAGACAGCCUGUUCCUAAUGCUAUACAUCUGAAACAUAAUUUGAAGAUGAUUACCUUGUCAGAGUUGUGCAAUAAUACCAAGAGAAACACCAACUAUGAGAGAGAUGUUGAUAAUACUGAAGUUGAAAACAUUAAGGACGAUUUCCUGCAGUAUUCUAAAACUUUAGCAAUCGCACGACAACGUGAAGAAAACUUAAAUGCAUUUUUCGAAACAUGUUCCAUUCAUGUGCCACAGGUGACUGAUGAUCAGAUGCAUAGCAUUGAUACAUGGGAAUGGCCAAUAAUAUAUGACAUAGUUGGAUCAGUUGUGCAUAGUAUAAAGUGCACAAACAUGACCGUCUGUGAUAAGUGUUUCACAGGUGUACUCUGGAAGGGUGAAGGGCAUCAUCCUUAUUCCUUUAUUGUUAAAAUGAGAAGUUACGAAGAGAACAGCCUUCUAUGUGUAUCGGAUUCCUGUUUUAAAGCAAUUUUGAAGACUGAAAUCACCUUCCGAAAUUUGGCAGACACACUUAUUCAACUAAAAGAUAUGAACAUUGUGCAGUUUCUAACAGCAGAGGUACAAUAUGUCUGGGAAGGAGCAAAUAUACCUUUAUGCCAUAAUAUCAGUACCAAAAUCCUGAAGAGGUUUAUCGCAAUGCGAUUGCGAAUACAUGGAUUAAACAGAAGAAAACAAUGUGCUGAAAUGAACAUUGAACGUAGUUAUAACAGUAAGACUAUAGCCAGGUUUACUACUAUUUAUUGAUUCGAAACAUGCAAUAAACAUAAGUGCAAUAAAGGUAGUUUUAGCAAUGUGCAAUAAAGAUAAUGUUCCUUAUAACUACAGGAAUUGGUUGUUUAACUCGUUACAAAACAAAAGUUAUUUAAAUAAGUAUACACAAAUACAGAUUAUUUUUUUUAUUUCUUAUGAUGUCCAAAUAUUAAUGCAAGUCAUUGUAUGAUUAUAAUUUCAUAAAUAUACAUGAAAAAUAUAUUAUUAGACUAUCUACAAUAGCACAGCUGUCCUGGAGCAGGCAGUAGCAUAUAUAUUUGUGCCUCAAGAUGGCGGCGGAGUGGGGGUACCAUUCGCGCCUCUAAUAUUUCGGACUCUAAGUUAUACUACCUCAUUUCUCCGACACAAACUGUGGAGGCUCGUAGCUGAGAUUUUUGGAACUAAGUUUUACGAGAGAAAAAGAUGCAAGCUGCACUACCAGUCUGUAGGCAGGUUACAAGUGGUUUCAGAAAAUUCUGAUAGAUGACACUAGGGCCCCGUGCAACAUCUUGACAUGUUGCGAAGAGUCGAGUGACGUUUAACCAAUUUGCGAUAUUUCGCCGGAUUUGGAGUCGCAAACCGGUCGUACUGAAA
This is a messenger RNA of Ooceraea biroi (clonal raider ant), 1396 nucleotides long. RefSeq lists its product as uncharacterized. NCBI's taxonomy places the organism in Eukaryota, Metazoa, Arthropoda, Insecta, Hymenoptera, Formicidae. The record is from RefSeq and is a predicted model, not a curated record.